Molecule: messenger RNA, 5179 nt
Organism: Choloepus didactylus (southern two-toed sloth)
Lineage: Eukaryota; Metazoa; Chordata; Mammalia; Pilosa; Megalonychidae
Gene: DAPK1
Product: death associated protein kinase 1
Exons: 26
Coding region: 490-4782 (1430 amino acids)
Biological process (GO): positive regulation of canonical NF-kappaB signal transduction; positive regulation of apoptotic process; intracellular signal transduction
Cellular component (GO): cytoplasm; nucleus
Molecular function (GO): TIR domain binding; ATP binding; protein serine/threonine kinase activity
Source: RefSeq, a predicted model, not a curated record
GCCGGCCGGGCCAGGCAGCUGAGGGGUGGGUGGGCCGCGUUGCCAGCCCGCUCGCGGGGUCCCCAUUGGCCGCCUGCCGGCAGCCCUCCGCCCCAGAGGUGGCGAGGAGCCGAAAGGCUGCGCCGGAGCCCGAGAGAGAGAGCCCGGCCGAGUCGACGCCAGGGACAUUGUUCCCACCGCGGAGGGGACACGGCAACCCUCGCGGCUGCAGGGUCUGGAGCCGGCACCGCGGCGGACGCACGGGAUCCACCCCCAACCCCCCCCACCCCAACUCGGUCCCUCCCUCCACUCUCGUCGCCACCCCGCUGGUCUCCGGCGCUGGCGCCUAUGAUCGGCCUCAGACAGCGCUCCGGAGGGACUCGAGGAGCUCCCGGGCGCCCGGGCCUGGAGACUGAUGCUUGAGGGGCCCAGGGAGGCGCAGGAGCUGUGGUGAUGGUUUGGCAAGAGGAGCUGAAGUGCGCUGGGCUUUGUGAGGCGUGACAGUUUAUCAUGACUGUGUUCAGGCAGGAAAACGUGGAUGAUUACUACGACACCGGCGAAGAACUUGGCAGUGGGCAGUUUGCGGUCGUGAAGAAAUGCCGGGAGAAAAGCACCGGUCUGCAGUACGCCGCCAAAUUCAUCAAGAAGAGGAGGACGAAAUCGAGCCGCCGGGGCGUGAGCCGCGAGGACAUCGAGCGGGAAGUGAGCAUCCUGAAGGAGAUCCAGCACCCCAACGUCAUCACCCUGCACGAGGUGUACGAGAACAAGACGGACGUCAUCCUGAUUCUAGAACUUGUUGCAGGUGGCGAGCUGUUUGACUUUUUAGCAGAAAAGGAGUCUUUGACUGAAGAGGAAGCAACCGAAUUUCUCAAACAGAUUCUGAAUGGUGUUUAUUACCUGCAUUCCCUUCAGAUUGCUCACUUCGAUCUUAAGCCCGAGAACAUAAUGCUUUUGGAUAGAAAUGUCCCCAAACCUCGGAUCAAGAUCAUUGACUUUGGGUUGGCUCAUAAAAUUGACUUUGGAAAUGAAUUCAAGAACAUAUUUGGGACGCCAGAGUUUGUUGCUCCUGAGAUCGUCAACUAUGAACCUCUGGGUCUUGAAGCGGACAUGUGGAGUAUCGGGGUAAUAACCUACAUUCUCCUAAGUGGGGCCUCCCCAUUUCUUGGAGACACAAAGCAAGAAACGUUGGCAAAUGUGUCUGCUGUCAACUAUGAAUUUGAGGAUGAAUACUUCAGUAACACCAGUGCCCUCGCCAAAGAUUUCAUAAGAAGACUUCUGGUCAAGGAUCCAAAGAAGAGAAUGACAAUUCAAGAUAGUUUGCAGCAUCCCUGGAUCAAGCCUAAAGAUACACAGCAAGCACUUAGUAGAAAAGCAUCGGCAGUAAACAUGGAGAAAUUCAAGAAGUUCGCAGCUCGAAAAAAAUGGAAACAAUCCGUUCGCUUGAUAUCACUGUGCCAAAGAUUAUCCAGGUCGUUCCUGUCCAGAAGUAACAUGAGCGUUGCCAGAAGUGACGAUACUCUGGAUGAGGAAGACUCCUUUGUGAUGAAAGCCAUCAUCCAUGCCAUCAAUGAUGACAACGUCCCAGGCUUGCAGCACCUUCUGGGAUCUCUGUCCAACUACGAUGUUAACCAACCCAACAAGCAUGGGACACCUCCGUUACUGAUUGCUGCUGGCUGUGGGAAUAUUCAAAUACUACAGCUGCUCAUUAAAAGAGGCUCGAGAAUCGACGUCCAAGAUAAGGGCGGAUCCAAUGCCAUCUACUGGGCUUCUCGGCAUGGCCACGUAGAUACCUUGAAAUUUCUCAAUGAGAACAAAUGUCCUCUGGAUGUUAAAGAUAAGUCUGGAGAGACAGCCCUACAUGUGGCAGCUCGCUAUGGCCAUGCCGACGUGGUCCAGUUACUCUGCAGUUUCGGCUCUAAUCCCAAUUUCCAGGACAAGGAAGAAGAAACUCCUCUGCACUCUGCUGCCUGGCAUGGCUACUACUCCGUGGCCAAAGCCCUUUGUGAAGCUGGCUGCGAUGUGAACAUUAAGAACCGUGAAGGGGAGACGCCCCUCCUGACCGCCUCCGCCAGGGGCUACCACGACAUCGUGGAGUGUCUGGCGGAACACGGAGCGGACCUGGAUGCUGCCGACAAGGACGGACACAUUGCGCUUCACCUUGCUGUCCGGCGGUGUCAGAUGGAGGUCAUCAAAACCCUCCUCAGCCAAGGAUGUUUCGUCGAUUUCCAAGACAGACACGGCAACACCCCGCUCCACGUGGCCUGCAAGGAUGGCAACGCGCCCAUCGUGGCCGCCCUCUGCGAAGCCAGCUGCAACGUGGACAUCUCCAACAAGUAUGGACGAACCCCUCUCCACCUUGCGGCCAACAAUGGGAUCCUGGACGUGGUCCGCUACCUCUGCCUGACCGGAGCCAACGUGGAGGCACUGACCUCUGAUGGAAAGACGGCAGAAGAUCUUGCUAAAUCAGAACAACAUGACCAUGUAGCUUGCCUGCUUGCAAGACUCCGAAAGGAUACACACCGAGGACUCUUCAUCCAGCAGCUUCGACCCACGCAGAACCUGCAGCCGAGGAUCAAACUGAAGCUGUUUGGCCACUCGGGCGCCGGGAAGACCACUCUGGUGGAAUCGCUCAAGUGCGGGCUGCUGAGGAGCUUCUUCAGAAGGCGGAGGCCACGGCUCUCCUCCACCAACUCCACCCGCUUCCCACCGUCUCCCCUGGCUUCCAAGCCAGCAGUCUCCGUGAGCAUCAACAACCUGUACCCCGGCUGUGAGAACGUGAGUGUGAGGAGCCGCAGCAUGAUGUUCGAGCCAGGCCUCACCAAGGGGAUGCUGGAGGUGUUUGUGGCCCCGGCCCACCACUCGCACUGCUCGGCCGAUGACCAGUCCACAAAGGCCAUCGACAUCCAGAACGCCUAUCUGAAUGGAGUUGGUGAUUUCAGCGUGUGGGAGUUCUCUGGAAAUCCUGUAUAUUUCUGCUGCUAUGAUUAUUUUGCUGCCAAUGAUCCCACAUCGAUCCACAUCGUUGUUUUUAGUCUAGAAGAACCCUAUGAGAUCCAGCUGAAUCAAGUGAUCUUCUGGUUGAGCUUCCUGAAGUCUCUUGUCCCCGUUGAAGAACCCAUAGCCUUCGGCGGCAAGCUCAAGAACCCGCUCCGAGUCGUCCUGGUGGCCACCCACGCCGACAUCAUGAAUGUACCUCGUCCAGCCGGAGGCGAGUUUGGAUAUGACAAGGACAUGUCGUUGCUGAAAGAGAUCAGGAACAGGUUUGGGAAUGAUCUUCACAUUUCAAAUAAGCUGUUUGUUCUGGACGCUGGGGCUUCUGGAUCUAAGGACAUGAAAGUACUCCGGAAUCACCUGCAGGAGAUACGGAGCCAGAUCGUUUCUGUCUGCCCUCCCAUGACUCACCUGUGUGAGAAGACCAUCUGCACGCUGCCCUCCUGGAGGAAACUCAACGGGCCCAACCAGCUCAUGUCGCUGCAGCAGUUCGUGUACGACGUGCAGGACCAGCUGAACCCCCUGGCCAGCGAGGAGGACAUCCGGCGCAUCGCUCAGCAGCUCCACAGUGCCGGCGAGAUCAACAUCAUGCAGAGUGAAACGGUCCAGGACGUGCUGCUCCUGGACCCCCGCUGGCUCUGCACCUGCGUCCUGGGGAAGCUGCUGUCUGUUGAGACACCCCGAGCCCUGCACCAUUACCGGGGCCGCUACACCAUGGAGGACAUCCAGCGCUUGGUGCCCGACUGUGAUGUGGAGGAGCUGCUGCAGAUCCUGGACGCCAUGGACAUCUGCGCCCGAGACCUGAGCAGCGGCACCAUGGUGGACAUCCCGGCCCUGAUCAAGACAGACAACCUGCACCGCUCCUGGAUGGAUGAGGAGGACGAGGCGAUGGUCUAUGGUGGGGUGCGUAUCGUCCCCGUGGAGCACCUCGCCCCCUUCCCCUGUGGCAUCUUUCACAAGGUCCAGGUGAACCUGUGCAGGUGGAUCCACCAGCAGAGCGCCGAGGGCGAGGCGGACAUCCGCCUGUGGGUGAACGGCUGCAAGAUCGCCAACCGCGGGGCAGAACUGCUGGUGCUCCUGGUCAACCACGGCCAGGGCAUCGAGGUGCAGGUCCGCGGGCUCGAGACCGAGAAGAUCAAGUGCUGCCUCCUGCUGGACUCGGUGUGCAGCACCAUCGAGAACGUCAUGGCCACCACGUUGCCUGGGCUGUUGACGGUGAAGCACUACUUGAGCCCCCAGCAGCUGAGGGAGCACCACGAGCCCGUCAUGAUUUACCAGCCGCGGGACUUCUUCCGGGCGCAGACCCUGAGGGAGAGCUCGCUGGCUAACACCAUGGGUGGGUACAAGGAGAGCUUCAGUAGCAUCACGUGCUUCGGGUGUCACGACAUCUACUCCCAGGCCAGCCUGGGGAUGGACAUCCCCGCCUCGGAUCUCAACCUCCUGACCCGGAGAAAACUCAGUCGUCUCCUGGACCUGCCCGAUCCCAUGGGGAAGGACUGGUGCCUUCUCGCGAUGAACUUGGGCCUCCCCGACCUCGUGGCAAAGUACAACACCAGUAACGGGGCUCCCAGGGACUUCCUCCCGAGCCCGGUCCAUGCCCUGCUCCGGGAGUGGACCAGCUACCCUGAGAGUACGGUUGGCAUCCUCAUGUCCAAACUGAGGGAGCUGGGUCGCCGGGACGCGGCGGACUUUCUGCUGAAGGCGUCCCCUGUGUUCAAAAUAAACCUGGAUGCCAGCGGCCAGGAGGCCUAUGCAUCUAGUUGCAACAGCGGCACAUCUUACAAUUCCAUUAGCUCGGUCGUGUCCCGGUGAGGGCAGCCUUUGGUUUGGGCAGGGUCUCUUUGGAGUGCGGAAGCAAAGGGGAUGCAGCCCAACUUCCUGUGGGAGAUUCCGGUGCAUUCCUCCUAUGCUCACAUAACAAAGGACUACCCUCCCCUCCCACCCCUUCACCCAUUUCUCUGCCACUACUUCCCUCCCUCUCACAGUUCUGUUGUAUGUGAAUGGUCUUUCCCGUCUAAGAGCAGACCAUCUCUUUUACUUUGGCCAUUUGAAAAGCUCGUGGACCUGCUCUCAGUGUUUUGGACUCCCCGUCUCGUCCCACAAUACCUUGCUUCUUACUGAUCAUUUUACUGGAAUUCCGAACUUUUCAGUGAAAUUUUUUUAACUACUGUAUUGAUUGUCCUUAAAAAAAAAAUACACAUUUAAAAAG